Amphibalanus amphitrite is the source of this 4287-nucleotide messenger RNA. Its product is annotated as discoidin domain-containing receptor 2-like. The transcript is spliced from 19 exons. NCBI's taxonomy places the organism in Eukaryota, Metazoa, Arthropoda, Thecostraca, Balanomorpha, Balanidae. The record is from RefSeq and is a predicted model, not a curated record. The coding region runs from base 361 to 3294 and encodes 977 amino acids. Gene Ontology annotation, molecular function: collagen binding; ATP binding; protein tyrosine kinase collagen receptor activity. Gene Ontology annotation, biological process: positive regulation of kinase activity; multicellular organism development; cell surface receptor protein tyrosine kinase signaling pathway. Gene Ontology annotation, cellular component: signaling receptor complex.
CAGCGACGGUGUCGACGCGUCGGCCGGCGGCGCGAGCUCGUGCGGUGAGCGUCGGAAGAGGCGACGAGGACAGAAGAGGACAGGGAACUGUGGGAGAGGACGGGCGGAUACAGAGAACUGAGUCACAGGUCACAGGCGAGCUCCGCCGUGCUGCCGCCGGGACCGGUCAGCCACUGCCGUGCUGCCGCCGGGACCGGUCAGCCGCUGCCGUGCUGCCGCCGGGACCGGUCAGCCGCUGCCGCCUGCCGCCGGGACCGGUCAGCCGCUGCCGCCUGCAGCCCCCUGUUAUGACGGACGCCGCCCAGUCACCGCUGCCGAGUGGCCCUGUCGAGUUCCGCGGCUGUCAGUGACGGCCACAGCAUGCUGGUCUCCGCCGCCGGGUGGCGGCCUCAGUGGACCCUGGCCCUGCUGCUCGCCACAGCCGCGCCCGCCGCCGCCGUCGAUCUCGGAGCAUGUCGGCUUCCGCUGGGGGUCACAUCCGGUCAAAUUAAGGACGACGCUAUGACGGCCUCCUCCAGCUAUGACGAGAAUAACACUGGACCGCAGAAUGGCAGGGUGAGCGUGGAGCGGGCGGCGGGCGCCUGGUGCCCGCUGCAUCCCGUGUCGCGCAGUUCGCGCGAGUUCCUCGAGGUGGCGCUGCCGUCGGAGCACGUCGUCACCGCCGUGCUCACCCAGGGCCGCUACGGCCGCGGCCAGGGCGUCGAGCACACCCGGACGUUCACCCUGCAGUACUGGCGACAGGGCGUCGGAUGGAGAAACUACUCCCUGUGGGACGGCUCCACGAUCCUGCCCGGCAACACGAACGUGGUGGACGUCAAGGAGAAUGCGCUGGUGCCGCCGAUGGUGUCCUCCCGGGUGCGGUUCCUGCCCUACAGCGAGUACUCGCGCACCGUCUGCCUGCGCGUCGAGCUGCUCGGCUGCCGCAGAAAAGACGGCCCCCUGGCCUACUCGGUACGCCAGGGGGACGCCUACUCUCCGGAGAUCAGCCUCGGUGACCUGUCGUUCGACGGAGAGGUGCGCCGCGGCUUCCUGUCGCGGGGGCUCGGCCAGCUCAGCGAUGGCAUGGUCGGCGGUGACAGCUUCCUCGACGACCGGGGGUACGGAAAAGGAUACGAAUGGGUAGGAUGGGCGAACAACGCAUCUCAACAGUAUCCAAUUGAGAUUACGUUCGAAUUCGAUGCCGUACGAAAUUUCUCGCAAGUAUCACUCUUCACCAACGUGCACUACAGUCGAGGAAUUCAGAUUUUCUCGCUGGUCCGAGUGUUUUUCUCGGACGGCGGUAAGCUGUACCAGUGGUCUCCGGUGGUGUUCUAUCCGAGGGCCGUCCGAGCCAACGGGGAGACGAGGAACAUCUCCAUCAGCCUGGGUGGCCGGGCGGCCCGCUUCGUCAAGAUCCAGCUGUUCUUCAGCGCUCGCUGGAUCCUUAUCAGCGAGAUACGCUUCACUUCAGAAAUAUGCGCCCAGCCGUGCACUGGCAGUCUAGGCGAUGGAAUGACGAUACCACACACCGAAGUAUGGCGAGCUCGACCACAGGAUAUCAGCAAAAUCAUGUCUAUGUCGGCGCCUGAAGCUCAGUCGGGUCUGUCGGGCGGUCAGCUGGGUCUGCUGGUCAGCCUCCUCUCGUUCCUGGCCGUGGCCGUGCUGCUGGCGGCUGGCCUGCUCUACUGGCGAGGCCGGCGACUCAAAUCAGACAGCCUGACCUACACCACCUUCACGGGGCCGUUCGGCGACAGAAAGGUCACCAUCAGCACAAAGGGUGUCACCGGUAAGAUGGGUCUGACGCCGCUCACCAGCGGGCUCAGUGACGCCAAGGGAAGUCUGUUCGGGCGGCUGGACGUGGCCUCAGGGACUACCGCGGCGCACACCCUGCCCGCCCGGCCCGCCGCCGGCGGGGGCGGGGGCGGCGGCGGCGGUCCCCGAGACGUCAUCAACGGCAACGGCCUGGUGGUCAACCAGCUGGACGUCAGCACGUUCCCCGCCAUGAAACUCAAGGCCUCCAAGUCGAGGGACGACAAAAAUGUCUACCAGUCGGAGAGCACCUCUGAGCUGAGUGACUCCACCACGGCCGACCUGCGGCCGAGCCUGAGCCACAGUCCGGCCGGCUGGGGCGCACCCUCGGCACCCGGCGUCGGCUCCGGGGGUCGGGCCGGCGCCGCACCCGGCCGAGACACGGACAGCCUCCGCGCGGGACGGGGGUCCGGACACGACACGGACAGUGUCCGCGCGGGUCGCGGCUCCGGACACGAUUCGGACACGCUGCGGCAGAGCGGCGGCUCGGGCGGCCGUGACCCGGCCCGCUCCAGCCCGCUGUCGUCCCUCAGGAGACUGCGGAGACAGGAGCACGCCGAGCCGGAGAGAGGCAAGGGCCCGGCGCCGCCGCUGGCCGGUCCGAUAAGGGCGCAGGUGGAGCGGUUCGCGGCCUCCUCUCUGCGCCUGCAGGAGCGGCUCGGAGACGGAAAGUACGGAGAGCUGCUGCUGUACGAGCUGGUGGACGACCGCUGUCCGCCCGGCAGUGUCGCCAUCGGAAAAUGUGUGCGGAGGAACAUAAGCGCUGCGCUCAGCGCCGAGUUCCGCGAAGAGCUGUCGCUGGGCUGCCGGCUGCGCUGCCAGCACCUGUGCGCCGUGCUGGGUGUCGGCGAGGACCCGGCCGCCAUCCUGGUGGAGCACUCGCCGCUGGGCGACCUCAACCAGUUCCUGCAGAGCCGCGUCUCCGAGACCAGCACCUGCGCCGGCAGCGUCCUCAGUAACGGCAGUCUGUUGUAUAUCGCCUCCCAAAUUGCGUCUGGAAUGAGCUUCCUGGAGGACAACAACGUGGUACACAAGGACCUGGCGACGAGAAACUGCGUAGUGUUUGACGAGCUGCAUGUGAAGCUGACGGACACAGGCUCCGGGAGGGAGUUAUACUCGGCUGACUACUACCGCCUGGACGACCACACCCGACUGCCGGUCCGCUGGAUCGCCUGGGAGGCGCUCUUCAUGGGCCAGCAGAGUUCGGCCUCUGACGUCUGGUCCUUCGCCGUCACUCUGUGGGAGAUCAUGACGUUCGCCAGGGAGCAGCCCUUCGAGAACUUCAGCGACGAGUCCGUCAUCUCGAACCUGGCUCUCUUCUACAACAACGACGGCGGACGACUGCCGGAGUACCUGCCGCCGCCGCUGACCUGCGGCCAGGAGGUAUACGACCUGAUGCUGGAGUGCUGGCGCCGUGAUCACGCCGAGCGGCCGCGGUUCCGUCAGAUCCUGCUCUUCCUGCAGCGACUAAACCUGGGCUACCGACCGGCGGCCGAGAGCGCGUGACAGUGGGACGCCGCCUCCGCGCCCGCCGGCAGGACGUUCGCCCUGGUCGAGUGCGCCCCUCAGACGUGAUGCGGACGUGACGUGAGGACGUGGUCAGACGUGAUCUCAGCGGCGACUGGACGGCGGAGAGUGUGGGUUAGACUUUGGAAGGCAGCAGAAGAGGGCUGGUGAGUGCGCUUAGAGCAGGACUCGUCUGUGGGACGUUGCAAUGUGGAUCGGGAGAUUACAGGGUCAGAGAGCCGGCUUCAGGAGAAGUCGGUGUCACUAUGAAGACAUGCACAAGAAGACCGGGACGGGUGCUGUUAGUGAAGCGUCGCUGGUCUUCGCACAGUGGUCGAGUUAGGUGACUUUGCGCGGGUCGGAGCCUCGGAGGCAGCCCGCGCCGAUGUGGCAGUGAAAACAUGCCGUGUGAGGGCCGCAGAACCCUGCUCCUUCAUCUGACAUAGCAUGGUGUCCCACCCGCCAGAGCCGUUUUACAUACACCCAGUCGUGUGCGCGCCUGUGACGGGGUAUCAGUGUGUGGACUCCCCGACCAGUGACCAGUACCAGAGGACUUCUCGCCGAGUUGACGCCAAGCGCGCUCGUCAGAGAAGGCCCGAGUCCUGGGCAUGCCUGACAUCCCUCUUGUGGGACAACUCGAGGUCACUGGCACUCCAAAGUGUCAGCUGGUAAUGCUUUCUGUGCCAAGUGUUCUGCCGGCGCGCCGCGCUCGCGGCGGUUUGGCCCCGGGCGAGCUGCGCCGUCAAGUGGCGCAGCUGCGGCGCUCCGUUGAUGUCAGCAGCGGUUAGGAUGUGACCCUGCUUGUUGUUGCCUUCGGAAGGACAAUCGGAGGAGAUCUGGUGCACUGUUGACCCACGCCGGACGUAGUGAUAGCUGCGCGCGCAGAGAGGCGCCGACGACAUACGACCUGUAGCAGACCGGAAACGUGCAUCCGAGUGUGCGUGACAUGCAUCAUGUGAAUCCUUUGUACUUGUGAAUAAAAUGUAAAGCACC